Mus musculus (house mouse) is the source of this 2881-nucleotide messenger RNA. RefSeq names its product family with sequence similarity 114, member A1 (gene Fam114a1). The record is from RefSeq and is marked validated. Gene Ontology annotation, cellular component: Golgi apparatus; cytosol; cytoplasm. The transcript has 14 exons. NCBI's taxonomy places the organism in Eukaryota, Metazoa, Chordata, Mammalia, Rodentia, Muridae. Bases 38 to 1747 code for a protein of 569 amino acids.
ACUCCCGCGCGCACUCGGCCGGCCAAGCGAUAUUAAAAUGUCUGAUGAUGCUCGUGACACCAUAGCCAAUGGAGUCGGAGAAGAUGCUGCUGAGAUGCCCAACAGUGACUCCCCUGCUGAAGAUGCAGCAGAAGUGCAGUGUGGUCCAGCUACAACUUCAAAUGAACCAGCACCAGAUGACCACAUGGAAGAGCAGCCUGAGAUCACAGCUAUGUGUGCAGAGUCCACCCCUCCAGGGAUUCUAGACCAAUCCAAGGCCAGUGCUGCCGACGAGACCCCCCUCAAUGGAGAAGUAACUGAAGACACCCUGGUUGAGUGCGUUGAUUCCGUCAGCCUCGAGGGAGACACCGGAUCUGAAAUACCUCUGAAAGAACAGGAUGACGCGGCUGUGGACCCCUCAUCACAGGCAGGAAGAUGGGCAGGCUGGGGAUCCUGGGGGAAAUCUCUGCUCUCAUCUGCAUCAGCCACAGUAGGUCAUGGAUUAACAGCAGUCAAAGAAAAGGCAGGGGCAACCCUACGAAUCCACAGUGCCAAUUCUGCAUCUCCCGAAGGGGCCCCAACUGAUGCUGAAAACGGAAUCUCUGGAAAUGUGACUCCAGAUCAGGACCCUGCCAGAGGCCCCCACACUCCUCCUCCACCAGGGGCGGCAGGGUCGAGAGGCAUGCUGUCAGCCCUCACCAAUGUGGUUCAAAACACGGGCAAAAGCGUCUUAACCGGAGGUCUGGAUGCUUUAGAAUUCAUUGGCAAGAAAACCAUGAUUGUCCUCGCAGAAAGCGACCCAGGGUUUAAGCGGACCAAGACACUGAUGGAACGAACUGUCUCCUUGUCCCAGAUGUUGAGAGAAGCCAAGGAGAAGGAGAAGCAGAGGUUGGCCCAGCAGCUCACAGUGGAGAGGACUGCACACUAUGGGAUGCUGUUUGAUGAAUAUCAAGGUUUGUCACACCUGGAAGCCCUGGAAAUUCUGUCCAAUGAGAGUGAGAGCAAGGUUCAGUCCUUCUUAACAUCCCUGGAUGGAGAGAAGCUAGAACUCUUGAAAAAUGACCUAAUUUCAAUCAAGGACAUCUUUGUAGCCAAAGAAUCAGAGAAUGAAGCAAACCCAGAAGAACAAGGCCUAGAAGAAAGCGGGGAAGAAUUUGCCAGGAUGCUUACAGAGCUCCUGUUUGAAUUACACGUCGCCGCCACACCUGACAAACUCAAUAAGGCCAUGAAGAAAGCUCAUGACUGGGUGGAAGAAGAUCAAAGCGUGGUGUCGAUAGAUGUGGCCAAAGGGUCGGAGGAGGAAGAGAAGGAAGAAGGAAAGGAAGAGAAAGCCGAAGAACCUGAAGAAGACAAAACAGGGGGCCAAGGAGCUAAGACUGUAGAGGAAGUGUACAUGCUGUCCAUUGAAAGUCUGGCUGAAGUCACUGCACGCUGCAUUGAACAGCUACAUAAGGUUGCAGAGUUGAUUCUCCAUGGACAAGAGGAGGAGAAACCAGCUCAAGACCAAGCAAGAGUUCUGAUAAAAUUAACCACAGCAAUGUGCAAUGAAGUAACCUCCUUAUCGAAGAAGUUUACAAAUUCUUUAACCACUGUUGGGAGCAACAAGAAGGCUGAAGUCCUUAACCCCAUGAUCAAUAGUGUGUUUUUAGAGGGCUCCAAUAGCACCACAUAUGUGCAGGACGCCCUCCAGCUGCUGCUCCCGGUACUGCAGGUCUCCCACAUCCGCACCAGCUGUUUGAAAGCUACAGCCCAGCCAGAUUGCAGCUAGUUCAAUAGCAGGCCACAUCUCUUCACUACAUACCAUUUAAAGGCAACGGACUUCUAUGUCACUGGCCAGACCAUUUGAGGACACUACAAGCAAUUUUUGCACAGUUUUGAAAAUACAGAGAGUUAAAAUUUCUCUUAAUGUAUACUGUUUUAUCAAUAAUUAUGUUUUCUUUACAUUAACUUAAACUUGUACUUGUUCUAUUGAAGUUUUCCUUUAAUUUGCAGUUCAUUCACAAAUAUAUCUGUUUUCCUGGUCAACCAGACUAUAUUUAGAAAUUCAUAGAGAGAACCUAGAUUUUUGUUCAGCUUUGAAAUGUCUACCUUUCUAUGCCCUAUUUUUCUCAAGCAUGGCUUUAAAUGAGUUCUUGUACUGAACUUCAUUUAAUUGCAUAAACAUCAUAAGCAAAAAUACCGCUACUUAUUUGGUUUUAAAAGGGACAUAAAUAUCUUUAUAAAUAUCACUAUGUAGACCAGGCUAGCCUAAAACUCACAAAGAUCUGCCUGCCUCUGCCUCCCAAGAACUAGGACUAAAGGUGUGCACACGAAACCUGCCUGCCCUGAAGAAGUGUUUUAGUUUAGAGUGUUUGGUGGCAAAAUUAUAAAGCUGAGAAUCAUUUCAACAGAAAACUAAAGGGGUUUUAGCCAGGUAGAAACCCCGACCUGCAUUUCAAAAAUACCCACUAACCUGAUCACACACAUGGUAGAGGCAAAGGGUAGAAAGUCGUAAGUUGGCCAAGUGGGGUGCUGAUCCAGGGAGAUGCAUCAGAGACCUUGCAGGGAGCAGUGGUACUGAACCUGGGCUCUUGUGAGAUGCAUCUGUUCUUUCCAGGCUGAGGUUCUCUGGCAUGCUUCUGUUUGAGACCAUCACUGACAUCCCUACCAGUAGUGUCCAAAAUAGUCAUGCCCAGUGGCUUAUCCCAGGGCAAAUGAUGCCUGCAGUCUUGAAAGGGAGAAAAAUCCCUCCUUUGUUCCUGUGGUAGAAGCCACUGCGUCUGUCCCCUGUGGGCCAAGUAGAUAUCUGAAUUCUCUCAGUAGCAUUUUUGUGUGACUGUGUUUUGUUUUUUCAGCUGUAUGUCUCCUGAAACAACCAAAUAAAAACUCAAGAACAAUGUAUUUGCAACCUAGAAAAAUUAAA